AUGGCGUCCAGCCGUGAUCAUCUACGGUCUGACACACUCCCGAGUCUGUCUACAGCGCGAACGUCUCCCCCCUCUCUAUCGUCCCCACCCAGACCGGCGCUCCUCCGAGAUGCCCUCAGCAUAGAAUCCUUGUCCCAGACCAAGCCAGAUCUCCCUGGACCCGACAACGUGCUACCUAUACACGUAUCCGAAUCGGUUCAGGAAGCCGCCUUGUCGCUGCCUUACUCAACACUACAGCAGUUUCGGAAGUCGACUAGCCGGCGAUCGAAGAAAGCGUUGUCCACCGACUGCAUACCGCGACAGACAAUCUUGAAAGCCCUGGCCUCGCGGGCUACGAUUAUCACCAAUAAUACCGAUAUGUCCGGUUCUGUGUCGAGUAUGCUCGCGAAUAAAUCCGCUCAGACUUCCCCGCCUUCGGAGAACCGACCACGGCGGGGGAGCAAUGACUCCCCCCAGAACAUCUCGACUGCGCUAUCGAAUUUUCAAUUGAGCGGAUAUCUCGAUCGUUCACCUGCCGCGGCUCGUCUGAUACUACAAUCGCCAUGCUAUUUCCACCAACGCUUCGAUGAUGCUGUCAACAUAAAAAAGGUGUUGGAGGAAAUCGCCGACGACGAGUGGCUGUCGCAUUCGCGACUGGUUCAGACAGCGACUGGUGUUCGUGAAGUGUCGAAGCAACUACAGCGACGACCUAUCAAGCGAGCGGUGCGAAAUGUCAUGAUUGUUACUAAGGCGCGUGAUAACAGCCUGGUGCUCUUGACCCGGGAAGUUGCGGAGUGGCUACUUUCGACCGCAAGAUACGGAAGUGAACUAGGAGUCAAUGUCUAUGUAGAUGCGAAGCUGCGCAAUUCGAAGCGAUUUGAUGCCCCGGGGCUGUUGCAGAAAGACCCGAUGUUUGCGCAGAUGUUACAUUUCUGGACACCGGAUCUGUGCUGGACAUCGCCCGAUAAGUUCGACUUGGUGCUGACCCUUGGUGGUGAUGGUACCGUUCUUUUCACAUCGUGGCUCUUCCAGCGCGUGGUUCCGCCCGUGCUCUGCUUUUCGCUGGGCAGCCUGGGCUUCCUCACAAAUUUCGAGUUUGCCGAUUACAAAUCGCAGCUUAAUGCCGUUAUGGGCGAGGUGGGCAUGCGCGUCAAUCUGCGCAUGCGGUUCACAUGCACCGUAUAUCGGAAAGACCGGAGCAAGGGAGCAGAGCUGGGCGCUGUCGAAGAGGGCGAGCAAUUCGAAGUACUGAACGAGCUCGUCAUCGACCGCGGCCCGUCCCCCUACGUGUCGAACCUGGAGCUCUACGCCGACGACGAGCUGCUAACAGUCGUCCAAGCAGACGGCUGUAUCUUCUCGACGCCGACUGGUUCCACGGCAUAUUCUCUGUCCGCCGGCGGAUCUCUUAUGCAUCCAUCCAUCCCGGGUAUCCUUCUCACCCCAAUAUGCCCACACACCCUCUCCUUCCGCCCAAUGGUUCUCUCCGACUCCCACCUUCUCCGCAUUGCCGUCCCUAAAUCCUCCCGAUCCACCGCUUACUGCUCCUUUGAUGGCAAGGGCCGUGUCGAACUCCGCCAGGGCGACUACGUCACUGUCGAAGCCAGCCAGUACCCAUUCCCGACCGUCGUGUCCAACAACAACGAGUGGUUCAUCAGCGUCCAGCGUGCUCUGCGCUGGAACACGCGCGGCGCGGUCCAGAAGAGCUGGGAUGGCGGCGAAGCCGAGGCGGAAGUGAACACUGAUCCCAAUGAAGACGAACAGUGGGACAUCGACAUGGACACCGUGCUCGCUGGUCCAGACAGCGGCAUCGGUCCCAGCGAAGACGGGGAUGCUCUGUCGCCGAGUCCCAUGCGUCGGCAAAUGAGCUUGCUCAAUAUGUGA
Molecule: messenger RNA, 1860 nt
Organism: Penicillium roqueforti
Lineage: Eukaryota; Fungi; Ascomycota; Eurotiomycetes; Eurotiales; Aspergillaceae
Product: putative NAD+ kinase Utr1
Exons: 1
Coding region: 1-1860 (619 amino acids)
Biological process (GO): NAD+ metabolic process; NADP+ biosynthetic process
Molecular function (GO): NAD+ kinase activity
Source: RefSeq, a predicted model, not a curated record